Nerophis lumbriciformis (worm pipefish) is the source of this 1625-nucleotide messenger RNA. Lineage: Eukaryota; Metazoa; Chordata; Actinopteri; Syngnathiformes; Syngnathidae. The record is from RefSeq and is a predicted model, not a curated record.
AUGACCUCUGAGGCUUCGGACGCCUCCAUCCUGAGGACUGGUCCUCUCUCAGCACGAUGCCAGGCAAGCCCGCACCCAUUAAGAAGGCUCCGUCCAAGAAGGCGGCAGAGAAAGCACUCGAGCCCUCUGAGAAGGCUCCAGAGCCGGACCCACCGGCCGCGGAACCCACGGAUAUUGAGCCUGCUCCACCACAGACACCUGCCGAGGCCGCCCCAGUCUCGGAACGAGAAGUGCCGCCCCCCACCCCAGCAGAGGAUAGUCCUACUACAGAAGAAAACGCUCCAGCUAUUGAACCCCCUGUUCAAGGCGACAUCACAGUCCCUGCCUCAGACAAUUCUGCAGAUGCAGGAGCUGCUCCUCCAAUUGAAGAGCCUCCCAAGGCUCCUACACCCCCACCUCCUGCAGUUCCCACCAGUGCUCCAUUGGAAGUGUCUGUAGAGGACGUAAAUGACACGAGUCUUACCGUCAAGUGGAAAACGCCAGAGACCAUUGGGGAGUCUGGCCUGGAUGGAUACACUGUAGAGUACUGCAAGGAUGGAAGUUCAGACUGGGUGGUAGCGAAUGAGGAGCCAACCCCAGCUAACCGCUACUGCAUCAAGAAUUUGACUGCAGGUGACCUGCUGCUCGUGCGCGUGGUGGCCGUGAACCCUGGCGGCCGCAGCGUGCCGGGCGAGCUCGCCGAGGCUGUGCCAAUUCGUGAGGUGGUCGACCGGCCCAAGAUCAAAAUUCCUCGCCAGCUCCGCACGCGCUUUGUCAAGCAAGUGGGCGAGCAUAUCAACCUGGUCAUUCCGUUCCUUGGGAAGCCCAAACCUUCAGUGUCCUGGCUGAAGGACGGUCAGCCUUUGGAUCUAAAGAGGGUCAACAUCAGGAAUAGUGAGAAAGACAGCAUCCUAUUUAUUCGCAGUGCUCAAAGGGAGGACUCGGGUGUUUAUGAGAUGACGGUUAAGGUGGACAGCUUUGAAGACAAAGCCAGCAUCACCCUUCAAAUUGUUGAGCUGCCUGGUCCCCCUUGCAGUACAAAACUGGUGGACUGCUGGGGCUUCAAUGCUGCGCUUGAAUGGACCCCUCCUAAGGACAAUGGCAACACGGAGAUCACUGGCUACAUCGUGCAGAAAGCCGAUAAGAAGACUGGAGAAUGGUUCACUGUGUUGGAACACUAUCACAGGCUGACUGCCACCAUCACUGACCUCAUAAUGGGAAACUCAUAUGCCUUCAGAGUUUUUUCUGUCAACAAAGUGGGCGUUAGUGAGAAGAGUGCUGUCACCAAGGAUGUGGCCACAAUCCAGAAGACAGGUAUCAUUUACAAGCCACCCGAAUACCAGGAGCAUGACUUCAGCGAGGCGCCAAAAUUUACUACGCCGCUCAGCAACCGGGCUGCUACUGUUGGAUACACCACCAAGCUGUUGUGCUCUGUUCGUGGAAGCCCCAAGCCUAAGAUUGAAUGGCUGAAGAACCAGAUGGUCAUCGGUGAUGACCCCAAGUUUCGUCAGCUCUCCAACCAGGGCAUUUGUUCCUUGGAGAUCCGCAAGCCGUGCUGCUUUGACGGUGGCGUGUACACAUGCAGAGCUAAGAAUGCUCAAGGAGAAGCCACUGUUUCCUGCAAACUGGAGGUCAAACGUAUGUAA